CCCUUCAACUACAUGGAUCUCGGCGCUCAAAACAUUCUCGUCGAUGAUAACUUCAAUGUUCUUGCCAUUGUCGACUGGGAGUACCCACAGACCGCUCCGUGGCAGGUCAACCAUUACCAUAUGCCGUUUCCUUUACUAGGUUGCGACAUCGAGGGCAUUCUCAAGACCCUACCUAGUUAUCUAGCUUACAAAAAUGUAUCACGGCAAGACGCUUCUCGUCGACUCCACCGCAGGGAGUUUUCGGAAGCCGAGAGGAGGAUUGAGGAGCAGUCCCGACCCCUCGUACGGUCCUUUCCAAACGCGUUCGCCGGUCCAGCAUCAAGGAUAUACGCCUGCUUCACUACCCUAAGUCGCCUACCCUAG
Chaetomium fimeti is the source of this 363-nucleotide messenger RNA. RefSeq lists its product as uncharacterized. Lineage: Eukaryota; Fungi; Ascomycota; Sordariomycetes; Sordariales; Chaetomiaceae. The annotation marks the transcript as partial. The transcript has a single exon. The record is from RefSeq and is a predicted model, not a curated record.